Messenger RNA from Eufriesea mexicana, 447 nucleotides. RefSeq names its product putative peptidyl-tRNA hydrolase PTRHD1. The coding region runs from base 85 to 447 and encodes 120 amino acids. Gene Ontology annotation, molecular function: peptidyl-tRNA hydrolase activity. The transcript is spliced from 3 exons. The record is from RefSeq and is a predicted model, not a curated record. Lineage: Eukaryota; Metazoa; Arthropoda; Insecta; Hymenoptera; Apidae.
UAACGAAAAUAUUUUAAAUGUACAGUUAUUGUAUUUUACAUAAAUGGAUUAUGUUUUGAACGUUGUAACAUAUACACAGUAUUUAUGAUGAGUAUGCUAGUUCAGUAUGUGGUGGUACGAGGAGAUCUUAUGAGGACAAUGGGAUGGCCCAUUGGCGCAAUUACAGCUCAAGCAUGUCAUGCGUGCGUUGCUGUUACUCAUCUUUUUUAUAAUGACAAUUACACACAAGCCUACCUUGCCAAUUUAGAUGCUAUGCACAAAAUUGUCUUGGAAGUUCCAGAUGAGACCAGUUUAAACAAUUUAUGUUUAACAUUGACAAAUGAGAACAUCGAUUAUAAGCUCUGGAUGGAACAGCCUGAAAAUAUUCCAACAAGUUUGGCAACAAAACCUUACCCAAUGGAUAAAGUAAAAUCAUAUUUUAAGAAAUAUAGGUUACUUAAACUGUAA